Molecule: messenger RNA, 1428 nt
Organism: Fusarium venenatum
Lineage: Eukaryota; Fungi; Ascomycota; Sordariomycetes; Hypocreales; Nectriaceae
Product: pyridoxal phosphate-dependent transferase
Cellular component (GO): cytosol
Molecular function (GO): transaminase activity; pyridoxal phosphate binding
Source: RefSeq, a predicted model, not a curated record
AUGCGACUUUUAACUCGACCAACAGCGUGUACGAUUGCAAGAGGGGUUAUCCGAAAUAGCACGUCUCAUCACUAUGUCCCCCAAGCCAGCGUCUCAACACUUCAUGCCAAAAUCAACAGCCCACCACCAAGAAUCGUCAAAAGUGAGGGUAGCUGGCUGCAAACAAACACAGGCCACAAGAUUCUAGAUGCAUCUUCGGGUGCGGCUGUCGUAUCUAUCGGACACAAUGAUUCAAGAGUCAAAGAGGCCAUCACCGCCCAGUUAGAUCAGGUAGCUUAUUGCUACAACCCUUUCUUCACAACUGAAGCUGCCGAAAAGAUAUCGCGAUUUCUGACUGAUUCCACGAAUGGCCACAUGUCCAAAGUGUUUGUCGUCAGCUCAGGAACCGAGGCCGUGGAAGCAGCUUUGAAGAUCGCUCGACAGUACUUCACCGAACUACCGACCCCGCAACCAAACCGAACCAAAUUCAUCGCGCGCAAGCAAUCUUAUCACGGAAAUACACUCGGCUCUUUGGCAGUUGGAGGCCAUAAAGCACGACGAGGCGUAUACGAGCCUGUUCUCGCUACGAAUGUGUCCCACGUAUCACCAUGUUAUCCUUAUCGAGAGAUGAAACAGGGCGAGACGGAAGAACAGUACACCGAGCGUCUCGCUAAAGAGCUAGAUGAUGAGUUCAAGCGCGUGGGACCUGAUAACGUGUGUGCAUUCAUUGCUGAGACAGUCUCUGGAACGUCACUGGGAUGUGCACCACCAGUGCCCGGAUACUUCAAAGCCAUGAGAGAAGUUUGCGACCGUCACGGCGCCCUUUUGAUCAUGGAUGAGGUCAUGUCCGGUAUGGGUAGGACAGGCACGCUGCAUGCCUGGGAACAAGAAGGCGUGGUACCCGAUCUUCAAACUGUUGCCAAAGGUCUCGGAGCGGGAUACAUGCCAGUCGGUGCCUUGCUUGUCGGAAACAAAGUUGCAGACGUUUUGGAACAAGGAUCGGGUGCUUUCUCUCACAGCCAGACCUAUCAAGGUCAUCCUGUUGCAUGUGCAGCUGCGUAUGCUGUGCAAACAGUCAUGAAAGAGGAUAACAUGUUGCAAAACGUGCAGGGAAUUGGGAAGAUCUUGGGCGAAAAGCUGAAAGAAAGACUUGCGGGUCAUAAAAAUGUGGGGGAUGUCAGAGGAAGAGGGUUCUUUUGGGGGCUGGAGUUUGUUCAAGAUAAAGACACAAAGGAGCCUUUCCCGUUGAGUGAUCAAAUCGCUGGAAAGUUACACAAGACUGGUUUGAAUGCCGACCACGGUAUUUCACUAAUUCCUGCGACUGGAAACAUCGAUGGCAUGCGAGGUGACAUGGUCAUUAUCUCGCCUUCAUUCACAAUCACGGAAGUCGAAGUGGAUAUGAUUGUAGACAGGGUAGAAAAGGUGGUAACAUCUGUGCUCGGUUCAUAG